Molecule: messenger RNA, 1134 nt
Organism: Diaporthe citri
Lineage: Eukaryota; Fungi; Ascomycota; Sordariomycetes; Diaporthales; Diaporthaceae
Exons: 1
Coding region: 1-1134 (377 amino acids)
Source: RefSeq, a predicted model, not a curated record
AUGGGUGCCCACUCCCUCUUCGUGGCUACUGCGCUGGCCUACACAUGCCUGGCAGCUCAAGAUCCUCGCGUCCAGGUUGCCCUGACCCUCGACACGCCCUGCAACGGCGUCAGCACAACCGAAGAUGGCCGGCUGUUCGUCCUCUACGCCCGCGUAGACGGCACGCAGGCCCAGGGUCUACCCGAGGUGGUCGAGUGGGUCAACGGCACCGGCGUCCCCUACCCGGACGCCAGGUGGAACUCGUACGCCGGGCCCGACAGUGACAGCGAUCCAGCGACCACCCUUGUACGGGUCAACAGCCAGCGCGUCGACCCGAACGGCAACCUAUGGCUGGUCGACACAGGGUCACCCGGCUUCGGCAGCCCCGUCAUCCUCCCCGAGGGCCCGAAGCUUGUCGUGGUGGACACGAAGACAGACGAGGUCGCGCGUGUCUACCCCAUGGGCAACGUGACCCUGUCCGGAAGCCUGCUGGAUGAUGUCCGCUUUGAUUCUACGGGGUCCAGGGCCUACCUAACCGACGCAGGCGCAGGCGGCGCUCUGAUCAUCCUGGACCUGGACAGCGGGCGUGCCGUGCGGCUACUAGAGGGCGACCUGUCCGUCGGGGCGUUCACACCCACGAGCGGCGAGGGGAAGUUCCUGCGCUCUUCCUCGGGAGAGGCCCAGUACAUCUAUGCGGACCAGCUCGAGGUCAGCCCGGAUGGACAGUGGUUUUACUACCAGCCGGCCUCUGGGGGCAUGUCGCGCAUCGAGACGCAGGUUCUCGACAAGGCGUUCUACAACUCGUCCAUGGCGAGCUUGGACGUCUUAUCCGGGUACGUGGAACCGUAUGCCCUGACGCCGUCCACGGGCGGUACUGCCAUCGAUGCCGACGGCAACAUCUAUGUCAGUGACACGGACCGUCAGGCCAUCGAGAAGAUCUACCCCAAUGGCACGAGGACGACACUGGUGCAGGAUGAGAGACUGCUAUGGGUUGAUGCAAUGUGGGUCGAUAACCAGAACAGGCUGUGGCUCCCCUCUGCGCAGUUGAAUCGAGGAGUUCCGUUCCAACCGGAUGGUCAGAGCCGGAUUGUGAAGCCGUUGUAUGUGUACACGAUAGAUGUAGGAGUUGGGCCAUCUCCUAUUGAUCACAAGUGA